Clunio marinus is the source of this 1623-nucleotide messenger RNA. The record is from the annotation of a GenBank genome assembly. Lineage: Eukaryota; Metazoa; Arthropoda; Insecta; Diptera; Chironomidae.
GUGUCGGUUUGUGCAACAAGAAAGAUGUGGAUUUUCACUUUCUUAUCAUUUUGCUUUUUUUUCUCUUGUGGACUUGGAACGCAAUUUCCAGAGAUUAUCGAAAUGGAAGCUGUCAGUACAUCUGUUCAUACAUUUCCGAAAGAUUUUUCAUUUGGUGCAUCAACUGCUGCUUAUCAAAUUGAAGGUGGAUGGAAUGAAGAUGGAAAAGGUCCAUCGAUAUGGGAUACAUUGACUCACACUCAUCCAGAAAUAAUUGCCGAUCAUUCUACAGCAGAUAUUGGAGCAGAUUCUUAUCAUUUAUACAAAAAAGAUGUCGAAGCAUUAAAGAAAGUUGGAUUCCAACAUUAUCGGUUUUCAAUUUCAUGGUCAAGAAUCUUCCCUUACGGUACAAAAAUCAAUGCUAAAGCUUUUGAUUAUUACAACAAAUUAAUAGAUGAACUCAUAUUGAAUCAAAUUGAGCCGGUUGUGACACUUCAUCAUUAUGACCUACCUCAAUGGGUUCAAGAUGAAGGUGGGUUCUUAAAUCCCAACGUCAUCGAAUAUUUCAAACUUUAUGCUGAUACAAUAUUUCGUGAAUUCGGUAGCCGUGUUAAAAUGUGGAUAACUUUCAAUGAACCAUUUGACGCAUGCACUGAAGGAUAUGGACGUGGAGUAUCUGCACCACUUAUCAAGCUUUCUGGUGUUGGAGAAUAUAUUUGUGGCCAUUAUUUAUUGUUAGCUCAUGCAUCUGCUUAUCAUCUUUACAAGUCACGUUAUGCCAAGGAUCAACGGGGUAUGAUAGGAAUUACAUUAGAUGGAAGAUUCUACUACCCCAAAGAUGCAACAGUAACAAAUGACAUUGUGGAACGUGCAAUUCAAUUUGACAUUGGAUGGUUUGCAAAUCCUAUUUUCAGUAAAGAUGGCGGUUAUCCGAAAGUGAUGAUUGAUGAAAUAAAUGAGAGAAGUAAGAAAGAAGGUCAAGCUUGGUCUCGUCUUCCAAAAAUGUCAAAAACCACAAUGAAAUAUGUGAAAGGCACAGCUGAUUUUCUUGGAUAUAAUUAUUACUCAUCAAGACUUGUUCGACUUAACACAUCAGACUUUGAUCCUAAUGCUGUACCAAGUUGGUUAAGCGAUACACGAUUGAUUUAUGAAACUGAACCAUCAUGGAAACAGGCAAAGUCUUCUUGGCUUUAUAGUGUACCGCAAGGUCUUCACGAUGUUUUGGUGUGGUUUAAAAAUCAAUACAACAAUCCAUUGGUUCUUAUUACUGAAAAUGGAUGGAGUGAUGAUGGCCGAUUGGACGAUAAUGAUAGAAUUGAGUACUUGAAAUCACACUUAAUAUCAGUUUCAAAGGCAAUCAACGAAGACAAAUGCAAUGUUAUCGGCUACACAACGUGGAGUAUCAUUGAUAAUUUCGAGUGGACUCGAGGCUUUACAGAACAUUUUGGGUUGUUCACUGUGAACUUGACGAGUCCCGAAAAAGAAAGAACAGCCAAAAAGUCAGCGGGAUAUUUUCAUGACGUUAUUAAAAACAGAUCUGUUUGAUUAUCUUUGUGAUUAUUAAAGUUGUAAACAUGACAAUGCUGAUAAAACUAAGAAGACAUUUUAAUUUAUGUUUUCAAUCACAAUAAUAAAUGACUCGAU